This is a messenger RNA of Funneliformis mosseae, 1797 nucleotides long. Lineage: Eukaryota; Fungi; Glomeromycota; Glomeromycetes; Glomerales; Glomeraceae. The record is from the annotation of a GenBank genome assembly.
AUGUCAACAAAACCAUAUCCGGCCCUCGAAUCUUACUUAACCAGAACUGCACCCAGUUCCGUGUCAUACUUAGGGUUUUUGGAAUCAAACCGCUCUUUAGUUGUCAAAACACCUCCAUUAUUGAAUUUACCACCAACGGUGCGAGUCGCAGAAGAGGUAUAUUUUCCUAGCCCAAGUAAUAGUGAAGAGCACCUCUUGACAGCUCCUUAUUAUCAUAUCGCAUAUUCAUAUACAUUAUUUUCAAAGGAUACUCAUUCGUAUUGGGAAGAAGUGAUAGAUGAACGCAAGAAGGCAGGAACUAUUCGAUCAAAAACAAUUGAUAUAUACCAAGCUGUGGGGGAGAACGUUGGUGAUGAAAUCGUGGACGAAUGCCAACAAUCAUCGAAAAGACUCAAGAAGGACGAACAAGGACAAAGUCGAUCAAGAAGCGGAGCAGAUUAUCAUUCAGAAAAUAAUGUUGAAUCGCAGGAUCCAGUCUCUGCAUCUGAUGAUGAUGAUUCGGACGUAUCUGAUCAGGAAGCGAUUGAUAAUCAAGAAGUUAAGGAAGCGACAAACGAUAAAGUAGAAGUGACGAAGAAAAACAAAACGGGACCACUUAGACUAAGCGAAGCAAAUAGAAAGGAGGUUGACGAAGCUUACAAGUUAAUGGAUAGACGAUACAUGUGGAAACUUUCGUCGGGAAAAGUAAUCGAAGAUGAACUAUAUAAAUUAGGGAGGGAGCUGGAGUUUGAACAUGCUGUUCACUCAUUUAUCCUGGAUAUCGAUGACGAGUUGGUUGCAGACUGUUUCACCGAGACAGAACUUCGUGAGAUAAAGCUCACACCUAUCCCAGAAGUUCCCGAACUCUCAGAUGAAGUUAAUGAUUUUCUGAAUAAAUUUAUCGGAAAGACGAACUUAAAGGAAAUACGACAACUAAUAAAGGAAUUAAGUUUCGGUAUUGAUUAUGAUUGUGAAAAGCAUCACGAUAUGGACUACAUAUGCCUGGCUUUACAUGCGUUAAUUAGAGAAAUUGAAAGUGGAAAAAUAACGGAAGCAAAUCUAGAAAACUGGUUUAACUGCCACGUCUGGAGUAUGGUCUUUGACCACGCAUUCGAAAAUAUAAAGGCCAUAUCUGUCAUCAGAGGUGAAAGCACGAGUGUAUCGACAGCCACUCGAAAAAAUAAAAAAACGAAAAGGAAAUUAGGGGACCGUCGAAAAAUUGGUCGUAGAGGAGACUGGAUCCUCAGAGCUGUCGGAAAUGGUGAUAAAAAUGAAUUUGGGGCGGGAGAGGCGGGUAAAAGUUGGGUUGACCAAUACGGAACGAAAUAUCUUAGAGAAGGAGGGCUGAAACUUCCAAAGGUACUUAAAGACAUGCUAUUAAACUUAAUGGAGAAAAUAGGUUGGAACGAAGAAGCACGCAAAAAAAUACAAACCAUAGGAAUUAUUCAUGGAGGCCUUAUGAUGACAAUAGCAUAUAUCGAUAACCCAAUGGGUUACAUUUGCAGAUUGCGACGUAGUGAUUUGAUGGAAGUGCCCGAUAUGGCCGAAAAAUUCGAAUCAAUUUUGACAACUCUUGCAUCGGUCUUGAAUAUAAAGUCUGUAGUCCGAGAGACGAUAAAGAUCGUCCAAAGAAGUGGACAGACUAACAAAUCAUUUAAGAGUGCCGGGCUUCGGAAACGAACUCGAAAUGAAAGUCAGCACCAUUUAUCUGCGUGCAUGUCAACCCCAAAGAAAGCGAGAGUGUGUAAAGUGAGUACCGAAAGACCAUAUCCUGCGUCACCAUGUCCAGGAUCACCAAAUGCUGAUCCAUUGAUUUAA